AUGUCUUCGGCCUCUCCUCCAAAGGAACCUGAAGUGGAACCUGAAGCGCAAUCAGGCGACGACCCGGAACACAUGGAAAGGGAUAAUCAAGAUACACAAGGACAAGGCCAGGGCGAGUUCGAAGUGAAGGAGCAGGAUCGAUGGCUCCCAAUUGCAAAUGUGGCUCGCAUCAUGAAGACCGCCCUGCCAGAAAAUGCUAAGAUUGCGAAGGAAGCAAAGGAGUGCAUGCAAGAAUGUGUGAGCGAGUUCAUUUCGUUUAUUACCAGUGAAGCUUCCGAGAAAUGUCAGCAAGAAAAGCGCAAGACGGUCAAUGGCGAGGACAUCCUCUUUGCCAUGACGUCUCUGGGGUUUGAAAACUACGCUGAAGCUCUCAAAAUCUAUCUGUCCAAAUACCGUGAGACCCAGUCUGCGCGCGGUGAGAACCAGAACAGACCCACGAGCAGUGGUUAUACGGGUGGUCCGGUUGGCGGUUCUGUCAGUGGCCCUCAGGUCGGUCGUGCGAAUACCGCAACCGCAGACCCGGGUGCCACAGGCUUCCCUGGUGCUGCGGAGAACUCCAACAGCAUCCUCAGCCCGAAUCUGGACCCGUCCCAGGACGCAUCGGCCUAUGGUUACACGUCCAUGGUAGGCCAAGGCCACAACGGCACCGGCGGUGAGUCCUACUAG
Molecule: messenger RNA, 666 nt
Organism: Paecilomyces variotii
Lineage: Eukaryota; Fungi; Ascomycota; Eurotiomycetes; Eurotiales; Thermoascaceae
Product: CCAAT-binding factor complex subunit HapC
Exons: 4
Coding region: 1-666 (221 amino acids)
Biological process (GO): regulation of transcription by RNA polymerase II
Cellular component (GO): nucleus; CCAAT-binding factor complex
Molecular function (GO): DNA-binding transcription activator activity, RNA polymerase II-specific; RNA polymerase II cis-regulatory region sequence-specific DNA binding; protein heterodimerization activity
Source: RefSeq, a predicted model, not a curated record